Carica papaya (papaya) is the source of this 4273-nucleotide messenger RNA. Lineage: Eukaryota; Viridiplantae; Streptophyta; Magnoliopsida; Brassicales; Caricaceae. The record is from RefSeq and is a predicted model, not a curated record.
ACGGCAAAUUUAUAUAAAUAUUUAUUUUUUUAUUUUGCAAUUUCAGUAGUUCUCUCUCCCUCCCUCUCUAAAAGCUCUUUCUGUUUCUCUCUCCGCUGCCAACUGAUUACAAGAUCGUGCUAUUUUCCUGGAGUUUCUCUCACUUUCUCGCUUCAUAUUUUUAUCCCAACCCGAACUUCGCUAGCCUAGAAUUGCUUCGAUCAUCCAAAUCAGUCGCGUUUCACUUCAUUUUCCUACGAUUUCUCCUCCACAAAAUCCGGUAGCUACUCUUCUUGAAGUUUACUUCACUAGAGGAGCUCUUCUCGAUUGAGUGAAAGCUUGAGCUGUGGGAGGGGAACAGUGUAAUUGAAGUGCUGCAUCCGAAGGAAUUGGAGUAUAACUUUGUGAUCGUGAUGGUAGAAUUGAGGUUUCGCGGAGAUUCGCGGUUGCUUCAUUGCGUGGCUUUAGGGUUUAGUUGCCGUGUUAGGUUCUUGGAUGAGUUAGUGAAUGGAAGGUUUUGGUUUUGAGAAUGGAUGAGGUAAAGAUUUCGUAGUUUUCAGAAUUUAAGGUGGGGUUUUUGUAUCUUCGUAAUGUUGAGGACCGAUAGGAUGGCUUCGGAUCUUAGCCGAANGGGCCCCGUUGAGAGGGAUAUUGAGCAGGCCAUUACCGCUCUAAAGAAAGGGGCUUACCUGCUCAAAUAUGGAAGAAGGGGAAAACCCAAGUUUUGUCCAUUCCGCCUUUCAAAUGAUGAAUCUGUUUUGAUAUGGUUCUCGGGGAAAGAAGAGAAACAUCUUAAACUGAGCCAUGUAUCUAGGAUCAUAUCUGGGCAACGAACUCCUAUCUUUCAAAGGUAUCCACGACCUGAAAAGGAGUAUCAGUCAUUCUCACUUAUCUAUAAUGACAGAUCACUUGAUUUGAUCUGCAAGGACAAAGAUGAAGCUGAGGUGUGGUUUAGUGGCUUAAAAGCAUUGAUUUCCCGUAGUCAUCAUCAGAAAGGGAGAACAGAAUCGAGAAGUGAUGGGAUUCCAUCUGAAGCAAAUAGCCCUAGGACAUAUACACGGAGGAGCUCUCCUUUAAAUUCUCCAUUUGGUAGUAAUGAUAGCUUGCAAAAGGACAGUGCUGAUCACCUUCGCAUUCAUAGUCCAUAUGAAAGUCCCCCAAAGAAUGGCCUGGAUAAGGCAUUUUCAGAUGUAAUAUCAUAUGCUGUUCCUCCCAAGGGAUUUUUCCCUUCUGAUUCUGCCAGUGCAUCAGUGCAUUCUUUGUCAUCAGGGGGCUCUGAUAGUGUGCAUGGUCACAUGAAGGGUAUGCCUAUGGAUGCUUUUAGAGUCAGUCUAUCCAGUGCUGUUAGCUCCUCAAGCCAAGGUUCUGGUCAUGAUGAUGGUGAUGCCUUGGGGGAUGUUUUCAUCUGGGGAGAAGGCACAGGGGAUGGUGUUUUGGGUGGUGGAACUCAUAAAGUUGGAAAUUAUUUUGGCAUCAAAAUGGACUCCUUACUACCAAAAGCUUUGGAAUCUGCUGUGGUACUUGAUGUCCAAAAUAUUGCCUGUGGGGGACGGCAUGCUGCCUUGGUGACAAAGCAAGGUGAGAUUUUUUCCUGGGGUGAGGAAUCUGGAGGCAGGCUUGGUCAUGGUGUUGACUCUGAUGUUCAGCAUCCAAAACUUAUUGAUGCACUAAGUAACACCAAUAUUGAACUUGUCGCAUGUGGUGAGUACCAUACUUGUGCUGUUACACUUUCUGGUGAUCUAUACACAUGGGGUGAUGGCACCUAUAAUUUUGGACUUCUUGGGCAUGGAAAUGAUGUAAGUCAUUGGGUCUCAAAAAGAGUAAAUGGGCCCUUGGAAGGCAUACAUGUCUCAUCUAUCUCUUGUGGACCUUGGCAUACAGCUGUUGUAACCUCUUCUGGGCAGUUAUUUACUUUUGGGGAUGGAACCUUUGGUGUUCUGGGCCAUGGAGAUCGGAAAAGUGUUUCACUGCCAAGGGAAGUGGAAUCCUUAAGGGGGCUCCGCACUGUCCGAGCUGCUUGUGGUGUGUGGCAUACUGCUGCAGUUGUAGAAGUCAUGGUUGGGAAUUCCAGUUCCAGUAACUGCUCUUCAGGGAAAUUGUUUACAUGGGGUGAUGGAGAUAAGGGUCGACUAGGCCAUGGUGACAAGGAAGCAAAACUUGUGCCUACUUGUGUUGCUGCUCUUGUUGAGCCCAAUUUUUGUCAAGUUGCCUGUGGUCAUAGCCUGACAGUUGCACUUACUACAGCAGGCCAUGUCUAUACAAUGGGCAGUCCCGUUUAUGGCCAACUUGGAAACCCACAUGCAGAUGGAAAGCUUCCUGCCCAAGUUGAAGGUAAGCUUUCCAAGAGUUUCGUGGAGGAGAUAGCUUGUGGUGCUUAUCAUGUUGCAGUUCUAACUUCAAGAACCGAAGUAUACACUUGGGGAAAGGGAGCAAAUGGUCGUUUAGGUCAUGGGGAUAUAGAUGAUAGAAAUUCCCCAACACUAGUCGAAGCUCUAAAAGACAAGCAAGUCAAGAGUAUUGCUUGCGGUACCAACUUUACAGCAGCUAUCUGUCUUCACAAGUGGGUUUCUGGAGUUGAUCAAUCCAUGUGUUCUGGUUGCCGCCUGCCAUUUAAUUUUAAAAGAAAGCGUCAUAAUUGCUACAAUUGUGGGCUAGUUUUUUGCCAUUCAUGCAGCAGUAAAAAGUCUCUUAAGGCUUCUAUGGCACCAAAUCCCAACAAACCUUAUCGCGUCUGUGAUAAUUGUUUCAAUAAACUCAGAAAAGCCAUUGAAAUUGAUGCCUCAUCCCAUGCUUCUGUGAGUAGAAGAGGAAGCAUCAAUCAGGGGGCUAAUGACUUUAUUGAGAAAGAUGAGAAGUUUGAUUCCAGAUCUCAAGGACAGCUUGCCAGAUUUUCUUCAAGGGAAUCCUUGAAGCAAGUAGAAGGCCGGUCUAAGAGAAAUAAGAAACUAGAAUUUAAUAGCAGUCGUGUCUCUCCGGUACCAAAUGGAGGUUCCCAAUGGGGUGCACUGAACAUAUCUAAAUCUUUUAAUCCAGUUUUUGGAUCAUCCAAGAAAUUUUUCUCAGCUUCUGUUCCUGGAUCUAGAAUUGUUUCUCGAGCAACAUCACCAAUAUCAAGGCGGCCAAGCCCACCUCGUUCAACGACUCCAACUCCAACUCUGGGAGGACUAACAUCACCGAAGGUUGUUGUGGAUGAUGCCAAGAGAACCAAUGAUAACCUUAGUCAAGAGGUUAUUAAAUUAAGAGCACAGGUGGAGAAUCUUACCCGUAAAGCCCAGCUUCAAGAAGUUGAACUUGAAAGAACAACUAAACAGCUAAAAGAGGCAAUAGCAAUUGCUGGAGAAGAGACUGCAAAAUGCAAAGCAGCAAAGGAAGUUAUCAAAUCACUUACUGCCCAAUUGAAGGAUAUGGCUGAAAGGUUGCCCGUUGGAGCAGCACGGAAUAUCAAGUCUCUCUUCACUUCAUUUGGCUCCAGUCCCGGUUCCAACGAUGUUCCUGCCACUCUGGACCGGCUAAAUGACCAAAACCAAACAGCAUGCCAAGAACCAGUGUCAAAUGGAUCAAACAACCAUUCACUCCCUAAUGGAACCGUCAAUGGCGGUAACCGUUCAGUUCAGAGCAAACAAGGACAUACAGAAGCAACAACUAGAAAUGGGAGUAGAACAAAAGAAGGUGAAUCUCGUAAUGAUAAUGAAUGGGUUGAGCAAGAUGAGCCUGGUGUAUAUAUUACGCUUACAUCCUUGCCUGGAGGUGCCAAGGAUCUCAAGCGAGUUCGCUUCAGUCGAAAGCGGUUUAGUGAGAAACAAGCAGAGCAAUGGUGGGCAGAGAAUAGAGCAAGAGUAUAUGAACAAUACAAUGUUCGAACAAUUGACAAGUCAAGUGUGGGUGUUGGAAGUGAAGACUUGGCUCAUUAACAUUUGAAAGGAACCAUUUGUAAAUGACAUAUGCGAUUGCCUUUUCCAGAUAUAGGAGGUUUUAUUAAUCAACUAGCGUUGGCUUCCAUCUUUUUUUUUUCUUUAUAUAAAAGGAUUUAGGGUGGAAAAAUUGGUAUAAGAGGAGAGAGAGAGAGAGAAAGAGGGAGAAUUAGGGGGUUUGAUUGUUGUUGUGCUUUUUGGUUCUUGGCCCUCUUUGGUAAAUUUUUUUUAACCUUGAUUUUACCUUCCAUUUUUUUCCCUAUAUGUACCUUGUGUGGUGGGAGAUUGAAGGUUGGAAAUGUAAAUUCAUAGUAGGUUGCUGGUUCAUGUUGGAUGCAGCUGCCAUGUAAAUUCAUAAAUGAAUGCAUCUGCAGAAUUUUCUA